Molecule: messenger RNA, 1261 nt
Organism: Caenorhabditis elegans
Lineage: Eukaryota; Metazoa; Nematoda; Chromadorea; Rhabditida; Rhabditidae
Gene: set-13
Product: SET domain-containing protein
Exons: 8
Coding region: 1-1209 (402 amino acids)
Biological process (GO): chromatin remodeling
Source: RefSeq, marked reviewed
AUGGCUAGCUGCCAAAAAUCGAUUUUUCUUGGCCGGUUGACAACUUUUACCGAUUCAAAUAUAUCACCGACUAGCCUAAUUUUUUCCAGCAAAAUGAGCUCCCGCACCUUGAGAUCCAGUUCCAGUUCCAAUGCUAUCAGCACCAAGACCCAGCCGAAAACUGAAGAGGCUCCACUGAUUCCUGUCACCAAAGGCCCAGUAAUCCGAAUGACCUCCAACAUGGCCGACAAGGCCCAAAAUGACCACUCCAUGUGGCCCUCGACAUCGAAAUUUGAAUCGAUUUGGGGAAAUGUAUUGGGGGAGCGGGUGAAUAAGAGCACCAUCGCAGCUAUCAGAGAGGGAAUGAAAAUCGAGAAUAAGGUAACCUGUGGCUGCAGGCCAGGCCAAGACUGCUCCACCAAUCCAGCGUGCCGCUGCUUCCAGACGGCUUCAAGGCUCCGCGAGCACUUUGGGAGCGAUAUUUUGACCCGAGGGAAGCCUGUGAAAACCGUCGACACUAUGUAUUGGGAUCGACCGAUGUUUGCGUGCUCGGGGAGCUGCGGAUGCAAAGGACAAUGCAAUUUGAACGCUCUUCAAGACAUUUGCGAAGACCCGGCAAAGAAAUUCAAGAUCACAAGGACCGACGGAAAAGGUUUCUGCGUCUACUCCGCGAGGGUUAUCAAGAAAGGAUCCCCCGUUCUGGAGUUUUCUGGAGAAAUUACAGAUUACCUAGCGAUAAAGAGCAACGCAGAUAUUGAGCAAUAUUCCAUAAUGCUUUAUAACAAUGAAACGAAGCUUUGUGAUUUCUUUAGUAAGGAGGAAAAUCUUAGCUCCAAGUAUAAAAAGAUUUUGUGGAGCGCGUAUCGAUCAAAAGCCUGGAUCAACCCGCUGAACAGAGGCAAUUGUGCUAGGUUUUUCUCCCAUGGGUGCAAAGCGAACAUGGAGCUUGGGAGAGUUUUCCAAGGCGGUUUUUCUCCAGCCGACAUGAAAAUCGUCCUGUUUGCGAAGGAAAUCAUCAAGCCGGGAACCGAGCUCACGUUUAACUACGGGCCCAGUUAUAAGGAGAUCUUCCUGGGUAAUAAGUGUCUCUGCGAGGCUUGCAAGAAGGAAGCUGUGAAGAAACUGGAGAACGCUGUGAAAAGAAUCCUGAAAAAUUCUCGAGACCCUAGUGAGCCCCCGAGCAAGAAAAAAAGCGUGAAAAAGUUAGAUGGUAAGGAGAAUGUACGCUAAUAAGAUUGAUAAUUGAUAAUUGAUAAUGAUUAACUAAUAAAUACUGUAUUUC